Messenger RNA from Brassica oleracea var. oleracea, 1710 nucleotides. RefSeq lists its product as uncharacterized. Gene Ontology annotation, molecular function: nucleic acid binding; RNA-DNA hybrid ribonuclease activity. The record is from RefSeq and is a predicted model, not a curated record. Gene Ontology annotation, biological process: DNA integration. Bases 1 to 1710 code for a protein of 569 amino acids. The transcript is spliced from 4 exons. Lineage: Eukaryota; Viridiplantae; Streptophyta; Magnoliopsida; Brassicales; Brassicaceae.
AUGCACAAGCCUGAGGUUUCCAGACAACUGGCAAAAUGGGCAGUCGAACUUGGGGAAUACGACGUGAUCUUCAGGCCAGCCACGACGAUUAAAUCCCAUGUCCUUGCAGAUUUUGUAGCCGAAUUCUCUCCAGCUCUGCUCCCGGCUCUCGAACAGGAGAUACGUCUCCGGAACGGGGUAGAAGAAGAGGGAGAAUGGACCUUCCAUGUUGACGGCUCCAGUAAUGUUCGAGGGGCAGGAGUAGGGAUCGUGCUCACAUCUUCAACAGGGAACACGGCCUCGAGAGCCGUAAGAUUCGCGCAGCGUCUCAUCAAGAAGUUCAAAAGCUGUAAACUCACUCAGAUUCCCAGAGAACAGAAUUCGCAAGCCGACGCUUUGGCUAACCUAGGGUCCACCCUUGAGACGCACACCCAGAUGAGUAUCCCUUUUCUGGUACUCCAAUGGCCGGCCACCCUAGUAGAGCCAUCGAACGAGGAGGUCUCCGCCAUUGAAGAGGAAGAAACAUGGAUGACUCCUUUAGUCCGAUAUCUAGAGGAUGACAAACUCCCAGAAGAUCGCAAUGAGAGCAGGAAAAUUAAGAAGAAAGCCCCUAAAUACUGCCUCUCUAAGGGAAACCUAUACCGCAGGUCAUUCUCUGGCCCAUACAUGAGAUGCGUCACACUCCGUGAAGCAGCUAGGUUCCUGGUGGAACUACACGAGGGAGAUUGUGGGUCUCACUCCAGCGGAAGAAGCCUAGUAUUGAGAGCAAAAAGAGCAAGAUACUACUGGCCCACGAUGGCUGAGGAUACCAAUCAAAAGGCUAGACUCUGCGACAAAUGCCAAAGACACGCUCCAGUUUCUAAACUACCUCUAGAGAAUCUCAUGUCCAUAAGCUCACCCUGGCCUUUCAGGAAAUGGAGCAUGGAUAUAGUGGGGAAAUUUCCCAUGGCGCCGGGGCAGAAGGUCUUCCUCCUAAUAGUAACAGACUAUUUUUCAAAGUGGGUCGAAGCAGAAGUACUCAGCAAGAUAACCGACCUCCAAAUCAGAAAAUUUAUAUGGAAGCACGUGAUCACGUGGUUCGGGGUCCCAGAGAAAAUUAUUACAGACAACGACCCUCAGUUUACAAGCCACAAUUUCAAGGAGUUCUGCAAAGACUGGGGCAUAAGACUCUCCUUCGCUACACCUCGACACCCUCAAUCUAAUGGCCAAGCGGAAUCCACAAACAAGAUUGUGAUUGAUGGGAGCUACAAUGAGCUCAACAACAAGUUCUCACAUCUUGCUUCUACAGUCAAGAAUUUAGAGAAUCAGUUUGCUUCCAUGAACACUCACCAGACUCGCCAGCAAGGAUCUCUGCCUGGAAAAUCUGACCAAAACCCCAAGGAGGCCAAAGCUAUCACCCUUAGGAGUGGUAAGCAGUUACUUCCUAAAACCCUCACCAGGGAUGCUGAGAAACUAGGUGAGGAGGUGGCCAUCAAGUUAGUGAAGAAACAGACAUCAGAGCUUUUGAGAGGGAGUGUGCAUGAGCUAGAAGAGAAGAAGAACAACAAGCCCACUUGCAGAGAUUCGAUAUUGAUAUGGAAGAUCAACCGCAAGGGGCAGAACACCAACCAUGGGCAGCUCGACCCAUUUGUACUUAUGACAGGCCCAACAUUAAUGGUCAUAGACUGGGAAUCCGAGCACCGGCUGUGGCAGCCAACAACUUCGAGAUCAAAUCAAGACUCCUCAACGUGA